UAACUACUCCGUACAGUGCAGUGCGGAGCAUGAAUAAGUUUUAGUCCCCCCCUGCCCGCCGAGAUCAUACUAACUACAUAACGUUAAUAUCCCAACUAUAUAGCCCGUGUGGGUGGGUCACAUGGGAUAGGGCUUGGGUAGUAACCUCCGACACAUAACGUACGUCACCAACACCAUUCAACCGGAGUCCUCGGAGUUCGAGCUACGAGUUCUACAAGAUGCUAAUACACGGCAUCAUCCCUUCGGUCCCGUAAACCGGGGGGGGGAUGAGAGCAGAACCCCAUAGAACAACCUAGUGACAAGCUGAAGGAGUUAAGGAGUUAAGUGAAUUAACGUUAAACCCAAACAUGGCCGUAUAUCGAUGGAAUGUUGUUGUUCGGACUUGGAAGGCCUCCGAAAGAUCCUCGCCAUCUACAUCAGGUUUGGGAUCCGGCUCCGAUGAGGACCCUCUAUAUAAAGUAGCAAUGCGCAUCAUCACAAAACUUGAAUAGUAUCCAACAAUCAAUAAAGUCUCCCUCUUUAGCAACCAAAUAAAACCCUUUGCAACCCCGCACAGAAUAUACUUCAACAAUCAAAAUGGCCCCAAAAAUCCUCAUCGUCCUCACAUCGCAGGAUAAAAUUCCCGCCACUGGUAAACCUACCGGUUGGUACUUGCCCGAAUUGGCCCAUCCCUACGACAUCCUCAAGGGUAAAGCUGAGCUUGUCUUCGCCUCGCCAAAGGGAGGGCUUGCUCCACUAGACCCUGGCUCAGUUGAGGCCUUCGCCAACGAUGCCGUAGCUGCCGCCUUUGUGAAGGAGAAGGAGCCUAUCUGGCGCAACACCGUGAAGCUCUCUGAAGUCAAAGCCAGUGAUUUCGACGCCAUCUUCUACGUUGGUGGCCACGGACCCCUAUUUGAUCUAUACGAAGACCCGGACUCCCUCCGUCUCAUUAAGGAAUUCGCUGAAUCGAAGAAAAUCGUAUCCGCCGUGUGCCAUGCCCCUGCCGUCUUCCUAAAAGCAACCGCCGGCGGGAAGCCUAUCGUUGCGGACGCGCAGGUGACUGGGUUUUCGAACGCGGAGGAGGAUCAAAUCAAGAUGUCACAACACCUGCCAUAUCUACUUGAAACCGAGCUGAAGAAGCUGAAUGGGAAAUAUGUCAAGGCUGACGAACCUUGGGGAGAAAAAGUUGUUGUGGACAAGGUGGAAGCCACUGGUGCUCCUCUAAUCACUGGACAGAACCCCGCUAGUGCAGGUGGCGUGGGGAAGGAGAUUCUUAAGGCUCUGGGGUUGUAAAAUGUUUUGCUCAGUGGUGGUGGUUAAAUGACUUUUUAUGCUUUUCGUUUCAUUGAUUCAUAAAUAUAAAAUAAUAAAUAAUACGUAAUAUAUUUGUAACAACUGGGAGUUCAAUUUGUGUUAGAAGUUCUCCAGAGCCAUAAAAUCCCCAAAAAGGGGGUCAAUUAGAGCUACAUACAUACAAAUUGCAGCCGCUAUCUGAAUCAAGGCGCCUACUAGUAGGCAUAUGCUCUGCACAUUACUAACAUGAGAAAUAUCAAGAAUUCUGACGUCUCUUUGAAAGGCCGCCAUGUCAAAUCGAG
Blastomyces dermatitidis ER-3 is the source of this 1574-nucleotide messenger RNA. Its product is annotated as ThiJ/PfpI family protein. Gene Ontology annotation, molecular function: glyoxalase III activity. The transcript is spliced from 3 exons. The record is from RefSeq and is a predicted model, not a curated record. Lineage: Eukaryota; Fungi; Ascomycota; Eurotiomycetes; Onygenales; Ajellomycetaceae. Bases 577 to 1272 code for a protein of 231 amino acids.